Messenger RNA from Aspergillus candidus, 1629 nucleotides. RefSeq names its product cytochrome P450. The coding region runs from base 1 to 1629 and encodes 542 amino acids. The record is from RefSeq and is a predicted model, not a curated record. The transcript has 3 exons. Lineage: Eukaryota; Fungi; Ascomycota; Eurotiomycetes; Eurotiales; Aspergillaceae. Gene Ontology annotation, molecular function: monooxygenase activity; iron ion binding; heme binding.
AUGGUUCUCAGGACAUUUUACCUGGUUGGCCGUCCGGAGAGCUCAACCCGUCAGUUGGAGAUCGGUGAGCCCGCGGCGCUGGAAGACUUGCGUCCGGGGAUUGCAGCGGUGUACAACAUCCUCCGCCCGGCUGAUAUUCGCUUUCACAAGGGCGAUACCGCCCUGGAGAACAUCGAGAAUAUUGAGCAACUGCUUGUCUGUGAGGCCGUGGGAAUCACAAUUGCCGGUCACCCUGUCAGAGAACCGCAACAGCCGGUGGGCAUACCGGGAUUCGGCAAUCAUUUCGAAAUCUAUCCAGACCACCUGGGGAAUCACCAGCGGCUCUUCAAUAAGUACGGCGGCGUCAUCCGUACAGACAAUUUAGGGCGAGUGACCUAUCUUACAAACGACCCGGACAUCACUGUACUCGCCUUUCGCGACGGAGAGUACUUCACCAAGGCCCCAUCCGCUCCGAGCCACCCUUUGUUUGGGAUCCGAGAUGAAACGGCCCUCUUUCUCUGCGAUACGGACUCUCGAGCAUGGCAGGAGGCACACAGGUUCAUUCCUCCGAGUAUGACCCCCCGGGCAGUGCGACACUACACCCCGCUGCUGCAACGAUCGGUGGAGAAGGCGUUCCUGGUUCUCGACACGUUCGACGAGAACGGAGAGGCACUCAAUGUGUACCAUCUGACGGCAAAGCUCGCGUCGCAGGUCAUCUGUCAGUUGGUGCUGGGAGUGGACCUUCACCAUUUCGACGCCGUCGACAGCCCUAUGCAUCGAAUCAUCGUCCUGCUUCAGCAGUAUUUGACCCUCAACCGCCGCGUUCAAACCAAAGGCGCCUGGUACUCAUACCUUCCGUUCGGUGACCCGGUCGCUCUGAAAAACACUCGAAAGGAGCUCUACGGUCUGAUCGAGCAAGCUGUUAUGGCCUGCCGAAACCACAACGGAACAACAGACGACCUCCCCAUCCAGACCGCUGCGCUCCAUGCCUCCUGUCUGGUGGAUUACCUGGCGCGCGCCACCGACGAACGCGGCUGCAAGCUCCGCCAUGAGUACAUCCUCAGCAACACGCUUGCGCUGGUCGGUGCGGGCUUCGUCACCAGCUCCUCCUUUCUAGCGUGGCUCAUCUACUCUCUGGUGACCUACCCCGGGCAACAGGACCGUCUACUCCAGGAGCUGGUCAACCACGGUGCCACCCUUGACAAGAACUGGAGCUACGAUGAAAUCCAGGCAAUGCCGUUCCUCGACGCCUUUGUUAAGGAGACGCAGCAGAGACGUCGUUCUCCCGGCGGAUGGGCGCUUCCGCAAGGCUCCAUCCUCAUCCUGAGCAUCCCGCACCUCCACCGGCACGCGGCAUACUGGGAGAACGCGGAUCGUUUCGACGCAGACCGAUGGGCGACUGAGGGAGUCAGCAAUCGGCACCGGAGCGUGUAUGUGCCUUUUGCGGCGGGAGCGCGUGGUUGCAUUGGGUUCAACGUGGCUUUGCAGGAAGUGAAGGUGGCGUUGGCGGAGCUGGUCUAUCGCUACGAGUUUGUGAACGCUACGGACGAGGCUAUCGAGUAUGAUCCGGACUUCAUUGUGAUACGGCCGUUGAACUUCUACGUCCGGGCCAUUCGACGGUCUAGCUGGCCGGCAAGAUCUACUGCUUAG